This is a messenger RNA of Xenopus laevis (African clawed frog), 1044 nucleotides long. RefSeq names its product alpha-1,4-N-acetylglucosaminyltransferase. The record is from RefSeq and is a predicted model, not a curated record. The coding region runs from base 1 to 1044 and encodes 347 amino acids. Lineage: Eukaryota; Metazoa; Chordata; Amphibia; Anura; Pipidae. The transcript is spliced from 2 exons.
AUGUCAAAAGGCUUCAAAAUUUUUACUCUACUGUUGCUACUGGUGGCCUGUGGAUUAUUCUAUAAAAAUUCCAACAUACAACCCUCUAGUCCUUUUAAGUCAAUCAUUUCUCCAGGAAGCACAGCCUCCAUUUCUAACAAUAAAAAUUCCAGUUUCUCUCCUAUCACCCCCAUGGAUGUUCUAAAAAAGGGAAAUGGUAUUAUAUUUGUUGAGACUACUGACAGGAUGAAGCCACCAUCUUUGGUUUUGUGUGCUGUUGAAUCGGCAGCCCGUGUGUACAAGGACAGACCUGUGGUUUUCUUCAUGAAAGGUUUACCAGACAUAAACAUAAUGGAGGAUGAACUUAAAGCACGCAAGAAUUUCCCUACCCUCUCAACUUUUGAUAAUGUCUACUUUUUUCCUUUGAAAAUUGAAAAAAUAUUUAACGACACACCACUCAUGCCAUGGUAUAAAAAGGUAAUUCCUAAGUUUGAAACAUACUGGACUCAUGUAAGUUCAGACGGAUGCAGGUUAGCCCUCGUUUGGAAACAUGGUGGCAUUUAUAUGGAUUCUGACAUUAUAUCAAUGCGGCCCAUCCCGGAUGUGAACUUUCUUGCAGCCCAAUCCUCCCAGUUUUCGAGUAAUGGCAUAUUUGGACUAACAGAUCACCACAUUUUUUCCUGGAAAAGCAUGGAAAGCUUUGUGCAGAAUUAUAAUGGGGCAAUAUGGGGGCACCAGGGUCCACAACUUUUUACACGCAUUCUUAAUCAGUUUUGUAGCAUUCCUCCAUUUAAGUCUACAGAGGAUGUUAAAUGUGGAAACAUAUCUUUUUUGAAUCCUCAGAGGUUCUAUCCUAUUCCAUAUCAAGCCUGGGGAAGAUACUAUGAUGUCUGGGAAAAUGUUCCAACUUUCAAUGACUCUUAUGCCUUGCAUCUCUGGAAUUAUAUGAAUCAAGGAAAGAAAAUCAUGGUUCCUGGAAGUAACACACUAAUAGAACAUCUCUACAAACAGUAUUGUCCCACACUCUAUGGUGCUCUUGAAAGGAAUGAGUCAAUUUAUGGCUAG